Messenger RNA from Seminavis robusta, 4074 nucleotides. Lineage: Eukaryota; Bacillariophyta; Bacillariophyceae; Naviculales; Naviculaceae. The record is from the annotation of a GenBank genome assembly.
AUGACGAGCAACAACAACAACAUCCACAACAAUCGCAGUUGGCUGUCUUCGUCGUCGUUUGGAUCGCAGGAUGACCUGAGCACCGAGGACAACCACAACCACAACAAUCACCACGCGUCUUUUGGUAGUGCUCGGAAACCCUCCCGAGACCGCUACAAUCAUUACCGGCGAGAUGGUCCUGCCAAAGUGCGACCGUGGAUGCGCGACAAGAAGGCAGUGACGGGAUCCUCCUCUUCCGGUCGCCUGGCAUCUUCGGCCUUUCGAGUGGGCAGUCGACCCGUGCUUUUGUCCGAAGCAACGAGUGGCAGUGUGUGCUCCAAUUCUUGUGGCAAUUCCGUGUCCUCGCAAUCCUCCUUUCCGGAUCAACAACAACAACAACGACCACUGCCGCGAGAAGUGGGUGCGGCACCCGUCUCUUCCAAGAGUGUUCUGUCCAUGGCAUCCGCCGAGAGAGAAGAAGAUGUCUCCAUGUUGACACUCAAAGAAGAUGUCUCCAUGAUCACCACUUCUGUAGCAGCGGAAGAAGAAGACGAAACAUCCACUAAACAACAACCUACUUGCGUAGCAGAAGAAAGCUAUCUCACUGUCGAAGAACCCGUCAUCUCGCACCAUGGCGACAAACCAGCAGCAGACACACAAUCGGUGCAAUUGUCCGUGGAGGCUGUCCAAGAUGAAAAUGCCACGGUGGACAGCGAUGGUGAGUCUGCGCCAGACUCUCCUCCGCCAUUGGUACCAUCCCUGGAUGACGAAGACGACGAAGAAGCAACCAAUGAUGAUGCUUCCAAGCAUGACAACAAGGACAACCAGGAGAAAACUGCAGUCGAGGCUGAAAAGAUUGUCGAAAGUGAGAGUUCACCACAAGAAGAAGCAACCUCUACUGAAAUUGUGCCAGAGCCACCAAGCGACUCUGCAGCAGCAAACGACAAUGCGGAUCCAGUGGAAAUGGCACCGAAAGAGACAGAUCCUGCACCUGCGCUAGACAAAAAAGAAGAAACUUCACCAUUCGAUGAAGAGACUGUCGCCACCAAUGACAUUGACAUCCCCGAAACCAACCAUCCCGAGGAAGCUGUACAAACAACCGUCGAACCAGAAAUUCCAGCUUCCGAACCAGUUUCCACCAGCAUGCCAACAGCACCAGAGGAACCUCCCAAAACAAUGCGAGACCCUCAUGAGCAUCACGAAGAAAAAUCACAAAAAGAGGAAGAAGUAUACGAUGUGCUCGUACCGGUGCAACCGACUUCCUACAAUCCCAUGGCAUUUCAAAGGCCGACAUCUGUGGCGGCCUACGCCACGCUGGAAAAACCAACUCCUCUCGUCAAGGAACAAGCGGCGCUCUUGAACGAUGCCAUUCAUGAAGUUGCAUCCGAAGAGGAGCAAGAAUCCUUUGACGAAUAUGAUGAUGUGACGACGCCGCACAAUAUUUCCACCGAUUCACUGUUAGGUGUCCAGGCAUUGGAUACCACGCACGAAGAUAGUGUCUUGGAGGGUGUGAUGGAAGAAGAUGACGAACUGAACAUUAGUGCCGAAGAGGAUGAAUUCUUGAAAAUGUGGCCCAAAUCAGUGGAUCUCGCUGACUUGCCAGAGGUGGACCUUCCGGCCGAUUGGAAUGAGCAGCAAAUGCUGGCUGUGGUGGCCACGCAAACCUGGAUUCGCAGUCAACAACAACAACCCGUCGGUAGUCCGUCCAAAGAGGAUCCCAAGGCGACCUAUUGUUCGUAUUUUGCGGCAGCGCUGUCGCAUUGCCCGGCAUUGACCACGGCAUUUUAUGCUGACGAUGAGAGCUCGCAAAGCUGUUUCUGCCCCUGCAGUGCGCAGAUGGGAAGUUGGAGGUCGCAUCGGCUCUCCGCCAAGGAGGAGAAAGUACUGUUUGGGGAGACUGUGAAAUGUGAGAGUCGACAAUUUACACCCGUACAACUCUUGGAGCAUUGCCACGAGACCACACAGAAAAGCGACGAUACGGACAGUCGCUUUCUGCACUCCGUUGUGCACAAGUACUUGGAAGCCUUGUUUGGGGAAACCCAUGAAGCGUUUGACAGUUUGGCGGAGAAACAGAAAGCGGAAAUGGAAGCGGCAAAACAAGCUGACGCAGUGACAGUUUCAAAAGAACUAGUGGAGGAAUUGGACCAACUCCGAGCAGAACUGGAACGUGUCAAGGCGUCAAACAACGAACUCACUGAUCAGUUGAAGGUUGCCGCAGAACAGACUAUGGUUCAUGAAGCCAAGAGUAUUGCAACAACCGCUUCUGUUGAAGCACAGGCUGCACAGAUCAAAGACCUCACAGAUGCUUCCCGAGAACUGGCCACUUCGAAUCAGGAGCUCCUGGAAAAGCUGAAAGCGGCAGAGGAGAAUGGUCAGUCCUUCGAGGCCAAGAACGCUCAAUUGACCAAGACCACCGAAGAGCAAUCUCGUGAACUUCAGGAUCUCAAAGAAGCCUCCCAGUCGCUGGCCGCUUCUAACCAAGAUCUGCUCGUGAAGCUGAAGUCAGCCGAGGAAAAAGGAGAUGUGUUUGAGGCGAAAAGCCUCGCAGCAACAGCGUCCUCUGGUGAACAGGCUCAGCAGAUCAAAGCACUCAAAGAAUCCUCCGAGGCGCUCAAGAAGACUAACGCUGAGCUGAGCGAAAAACUAGCAACUGCAGAGAAGCAAAGAAAGGAGAACGAAGAAAAAAGCACUACAGCAGCCGCUUCCGUUGCGGAGCAGGAGGGGAGGCUAAAGGAGCAGGAAGAGAGGCUAAAGAAACUCGACGAAGAAAUCCUUAGGUUUAGCAAGUCGAACGAGGAGUUGACAGAAAAACUCAAGGCUACCUCAGAGAAGCUACAAGAUGCACAUGCCUCAUCAAAGGCUCAAGCAGACAUGAUGAAUGCCAUAUGCGAAGAAAUGAAACUGAUGGAAGAGAAAAAGACUGAAUUGGAGCAGAAGCUCAAAGACUCCGAUGCCAGGGCGAAGGACCUAGAGGAGAAGCAUGCCGCAGUUACAACUGCCGAGAAUGAAGCCCUGGAUCGAAUACGGAAGCUGGAAGUGGCAAGGAACGAUCUCGACCAGGCCAACCUCGUGCUUACAAAGAAACUCAAAGGGGCAGAGGAGCGAGAACAAGCACAGGCUAGUCGAGAUGAAAACGCAUGUGUGGUCAACGUUGGAGAUAUGUCGGUCGACCUGAGGCGUUUCCAAGUACAGUGUCAAAAGUACUUUAGUACUUUGCGAGUGGUUCAGCUUAAGAGUCACUGUAUCCGUGACAAGUCUCCUGCAAAGUUUACCGUUCCCUGCAAUCCAAAAAAUCGCGCUGUGAUAGACAUUCAAGCCCUUCUCGACAAAGGAGCAGCAAUCGAAUCGCAAGAUGCAACCUACAUGUUUCGGUCGCUGGAUACCUUCAAUAAAGGGCACUUCCAUACGCACAAGCUCCUCCUCCCGUGGAAGAUUGUAGGUGGAGACGGCAACACUAUCAGUCGCGCCCAAUUCUUUUCUCAAGUGUGGGAACAACUGGGAGGGCUGAAAGUUAACGUUACGGAUAAAAAGACGGAGGUCCCACUCUUCCAGGACAGCUUGGGAACGCUGAUCCCAAUGCCAAAUGCUGUGUUGGAGGGAAUGCUUCGGGUCACACCGGCGGAGUUGGACAGAGUAUUUGCUGCUAGACUUGCUCCAUAUUAUCGUGCCAUCGGACGUCUAAUGGUACAGUGUGUGGGAGCUACCGCAGAUGACGGCGCCGAUUACCGACAAAAAAUCGCAGGUUCUGCCUUGCCUUACAUCCUACGACAAAAGCUUUUCCGUGGUGUCGACCCAGUUGACGAAAGUUAUCCGCUGGAGGAUCUCCUGGACCAUGCAUUUUCCCUUCUUGGGAUGGAAGGGAUGACACGCGACAGAGCCUUUGAGUAUUUUGGUAUUGAGGCAAAGGACUACAAUGACACUGCAGGAGCGGUGAAGCGUAUCAGGGAAGAAGUGCACGAGAUGUGGAUCAAGGAACGAUCCCUUGCACUCAAGGCACUCGAAGAAGGUCUCACUCUGAGUGGGCUUGCGGACCUUUCUUUCUGCUGCGGCUUGGUCCCACUAGAGGCUGUCAACGAAGUUAUCUUUACUCAAUAG